CCUUCAACAUUUUACAGAGUACAUAGAGGAUAUAUGCCCUUGCUCAAGGGCAAUCAGUUUCUGUGCGAUUGGUUUGUGCGGCAAUUCCCUCAAGGCAAGCCCCCAAAAAGAAUGAUGCCCCCUGUGGAAACGUUUAAUCUGAACGAGCUGCAGCACAACACAACCGGCGAGUAUACAGAGACUGUUCACAAUUACGCGGACCCUGUGACGCAACCGAAGCCUUCAGCAGCAUGCAGAUUGAAGUACAUCAAUGGACGUAUGUUCUAUGGCUCCAAAAUCCUGCUACCCGCCAAACUCUCCUUCAUGGCUGCCAGCAUCUACAACGAGCAAUUGUACGAUUUGCCAGCCGGCUCUGCCGAUGCCCUGACCUGUGUCCAUGGCAUUCGGGAACACGGCGAGAAGCUGCUGAGCCUGGCAACGUCGGUGGACAGUGACGAUGCGGCUGACCGGAGUGAAGAAGAUGAUGCGAGUCGUGGCCUGAUCAUUGACACAACUGGCGACGAGCAGAACAGUAGCUCCUCUAUCGAGAUGUGUGACAAUGUGACACUGAAAGCUCAUGCCGUGCGCUUGAAUGCCAGCCUCUAUAGCAAUCAAAACUUUGGGGCGACCAGUACGCCCAAUGCCAACCAUUCACAGGGCCAUCAUCCGAAUGCCAAGAAAACGGCCAUCAACUUUGGCGAAAUGUCGCCACGGAAACAGGCGAAUAGCUCUGGAUUGAGUCCGUUUUUGGGCCUGUCCCCACACCUGAACAAACGAAAAUCGCCCACAAAGAAGGUACGCUCUCCUCAGAACCAGUCGCAGCCUAAGCCCCGCUACAAUGUUGCGCCAAUGGUGGUAAUCCAUGAGUCUCGGCCGCCACCCUCGCCAGCCAUUGAGUGUGCCAAACGUUUGCGCACAUUGAUCGACCAGGAAAGUUCCCGCGACGCCACGGAUAACAAAGCUGGUAUCCGCGUCAUUGCCCUGGCCAAGCAGAAGCCAACAGCAACACUCUCUGUGCCCAAAGUGGAGCCCGACAACCAGGAUGAACGGGAGUUCCUGUCGGACAGUGGCGGAAGCCUGGCCAUGUCCAUCUCCCCGCAGUCUUUUAGCCCCGUCAAAAUGGAUUUGGUACAGUCGGAGGAGGAGGAGCUGGAGCCGCUCCGUGUGAGUGCUGGCAAUACCCCCCAGCACAUGAUCACGACACAGUUUGACAGCGACGAGGACUGCAAACUGGAUGUGGUAGCCAGUCUGGCAAACUUCACAACCGCUGGUGACGCUUCCGCUGGUUCUCCAGCCUCAGUGGCCGCCAGUACAUCAAAACCUGCAUCACCACCCUACAGUUUAACCAAGUCAUCGCCGUGGACGCGCGAAGAAGACAAGGUCAUUCUAACCGAAAUGAAAAUGGGGGCACGUGAUCGGGAGCAGCUCAUUAGGCGGAUGCGUGCCAAGCUUAAGCAUCGCAAUUUCAUCGAGCUGCGUACCCGACAUCAGUUCCUGAUGGACUUUCUGUCUAAACUGCAGGGUAAAUAGGGGAAGAACGCGCCUCUGUGUCUUGUAUUAUACACCAAACUGAAUAAUUAGUUUACUAUGAUUAUGUUAGAAGGAUCUUUUACGGCUACAGCUAUUUCGGCUCUCCCUAUGAUUACGUUAACCAUGAGUUUUCCACUAUCGUUAAGACUGUUAACAUUGGAAAAUAAAAUGUUUUUUAAUAUAAAUCCAAA
Molecule: messenger RNA, 1700 nt
Organism: Drosophila miranda
Lineage: Eukaryota; Metazoa; Arthropoda; Insecta; Diptera; Drosophilidae
Exons: 2
Coding region: 34-1509 (491 amino acids)
Biological process (GO): regulation of DNA-templated transcription
Cellular component (GO): nucleus
Molecular function (GO): transcription coregulator activity
Source: RefSeq, a predicted model, not a curated record